AUGACGGGGAUCCUGCCUACAUACCAGCGUUUUGUGAAUGGCGUCCCCGUGCCGUCCAUAUCCCGUCGCGCGUUCCGUUUGCGGGAGAAAUAUUUGAUUGUUUCUGUACUUUUGACAUUCGCGAUCGUGUGGUUAGGAGCUCUGUUUUACUUGCCAGAGUUUAAAAGUUCGAGUGUGAACGAUAGUGUGUAUAAUGUGUAUAAACGGAUCCAGAAGGCUGGUCCGGAGUUGUUGAUGCCGCCUCCGCUGCAGCAAAAUGACGUCGGAGAGUUUCCUGUGGUAGGGAUGAUGCACCAUGGGCAUGGAGUAGAAGGUGAUGAUCCUCACGUAGUGGAGGACAGGCAUCGGUUACGGGCAAAAAUUGAUGAGGACAUGAGUAUGAAGGUGUUGGAAAGGCCAGAAUUCGAAGUUCGGCCUUCCAUUUCGUCUUCCCGAGCGUCGAGCAAAGCUCCCAAUGCCAUUGAGGAGCCUGGGAAGGCUGCGAGCAAGUUUGUCUCGCCGUCAGGGCCCAAGGUGGCCGGCUCCGAACUUAAAUACGUGGCCGUUGCUUUAGGACCUGAUGCAGACCCAGAAGUGAGACAUAAACAGGAAACUGUCAAAGAGAUGAUGAGACACGCGUGGAACAACUACAAACUAUACGCGUGGGGCAAGAACGAACUGAAGCCAAUGUCCAAACGGGCUCAUUUGUCAAGCGUCUUCGGGCCGCACGACCUGGGAGCCACGAUCGUCGACGGCUUGGACACGCUGUACCUGAUGGGCAUGAUGGACGAGUUCAGAGAAGGCCGAGAUUGGGUUGCGGAGCAUUUGCAUAUUAAUGAAAUCGAUUCUGAGCUGUCAGUGUUCGAGACGACGAUCCGCUUCGUGGGCGGGCUGCUAGCGUGUUACGCUCUCACGGGUGACUCCAUGUUCAAAGACAAGGCUGCUGAGGUAGCUGACGCCUUGCUGCCGGCCUUUGAGACUCCCACUGGACUACCUUAUGCCCUCAUCAAUCCUUCUACUAAGGCAAGCCGGCAAUACCACUGGGCUGGUCCUAACAGCAUUCUCUCAGAAAUCGGCACUCUGCAUUUGGAAUUCACUUACUUAACCGACAUUACAGGAAACGAGGUGUACAAAGAGAAGGUGGACCGUAUCCGGCAGGUGCUGAACGACAUCGAGAAGCCGGGAGACCUGUACCCCAACUACAUCAAUCCGCGCUCUGGACAAUGGGGACAGCGUCACGUAUCCCUUGGCGCUCUCGGCGACUCUUUCUACGAGUACCUGCUGAAAGCGUGGCUGAUGUCCGGAGAGACCGACGACCAAGCGCGCAUUAUGUUCGACACCGCGAUGCAAGCCGCGCUCGAUAAGAUGCUGCGCGUCUCUAACUCUGGCCUGUCCUACUUAGCCGACUUGAAGUCCGGCAGAGUGUUUGAGGAGAAAAUGGAUCAUUUGUCUUGCUUUUCCGGCGGCAUGUUUGCUCUAGCCUCAACGACAUUGAAGAACACAUUAUCUGAACGCUACAUGGACGUGGCGCGCAAGCUGACGCACACCUGUCACGAGAGUUAUGCUAGAUCUGAGACCAAACUCGGGCCUGAGGCUUUCAGAUUUACGGGUGCAGUGGAGGCGCGUGCACAAAAGAGCAAUGAGAAAGUGUACCUUUUGAGACCAGAGACCUUCGAGAGUUACUUCAUCAUGUGGAGACUUACUAAAGAUCAGAAGUAUCGUGAUUGGGGAUGGGAGGGUGUGCAGGCGCUGGAAAAGCACUGCCGGGUGGACGGCGGGUACACGGGUCUCGUCAACGUGUACCACCAACAGCCGCAAGGAGAUGAUGUGCAGCAGAGCUUCUUCUUAGCAGAGACGCUAAAGUAUCUGUACUUGCUGUUCUCCGACGAUUCGUUCCUGCCGCUUGAUGAGUGGGUGUUCAACACCGAGGCGCAUCCGCUGCCCAUCAAAGGCAAGAACCCGCUGUACCGCGCCGUACCGCGGCACAUCAAUGCCGACGACAACGACAACACCCUGUAGGCACUCUGGCACGUUUCACAUUCUUCAACCCUUUUCUUCUUCAGCGAAUCAGUCAAAUCCAUUCGAGAAGAAGCGGAAACUGAGAGAACUGUAUUCGUUGUAUGGUGUACGAUUUUUUGCUCGAUGAGUUUGUGAUAUGUUCGACGGUUGGCUUCAGACAUUCAAGCGAAUUUUUGUUUUAAUAUGUCUGGAAAUGUGUACUUCAGGGCGUUGUUUUAUACGCCCGCCUGUGAAGUAGUGACAGUUGCACAAGGGAUAAAUUCAACUAGAUCUUUUUGACGAUAUUCAAUAACAAUUAAUUGAAAAGAGUGCCUACCAAAUUCUUGUUACGUGAAAAGAUAAUAAAAUAAAAACUAUUUAAUUGAUAAUUGAAAUGAAUAGACAAGCCGUUUGAAACUUUUUAAAUUAAACUUGUUAUUGAAUAUCGUCAGAAAAAUCUUGUUGAAAUUAUCCUAUGUACAGCGCGACAUAACUGUUACGCGACAUAGCUGUCACCCCUCCCGCACCGCGCAGCUACCUCAGGGACCGGCUCAAUUCAGCGGUAAGCCUGUAGAAGUACCGCCCGUUAAUACCCUUUUAAAAGUGAUACGAACUCGAGACAGAUGUUUCAACGAUUUGCUGAAUUGUGCUGACAAAAUGUAGCGUAACACUUAAAUGAAAUUGAUAGGCGAAUUUGUUUUUUAACUUUUUAACCAAUAAGAGUGUUGUGUUUAUUACAGUUACGUCUUUCUAGGUCCUUUUUUUAAUGGCCAGUUUUCUCAUAAAAACAUUAUUGACUUAAAAAAAGUUUUAACGAGAACAUAAUAUCAAUUAGAAUAUUAAGGCCUCUGUUUAAGUGUAUAAGACCUACAAAGAGAUAUUUUUCUGAUUUUUUUAUUCUACUGAUUAUUAACAUUUAGUUUUAUCUAUUUAAUACAGUAUCAAUUUUUUUUCAAACAAUCUUAAUUUGCAUUUAUAACUUGCCGUAUUACCUCGUUACUCUCUCUUUAUAGCACUUUCAUCCUAGGUCUAUAUCCCUUUUUCACUCUAACAUUAACUUAAAAAUCUAGAUUAUAGACCACUAUUCUUAUGAACUGUACUAUAGAGUAGCAUCUUUUAUCAUGAAAAAGUAAUAAUUAAAAUUAAGAUCAUAUGAGAAUAUUCUAAAAUAAUUUUAAACUGAUACCGGUAUUUCUUGAUAGAUAUUUGACAUUUGUUAUUGAUUGAAGUUGAAGAAAGUGUUGCUUAAUUUCGCAGUGAUUACAAGUAAUUACAAUCUUAAUUUGGUAAUGUACUUUUGAGAUUGAGCUGACAAAAAAAAAAUGAAUUUGUAUCACUAGGUUUGGAAAUAUGGAAAUAGUAAAGAUGUAACAAACAAUCGGAUUUAGAUCAGAACCAGUUAUUUCCAUAUAACAUUUUGUUACACUUUGGUACACCAUUAUUUUUUUUAUAAAAUACACU
Molecule: messenger RNA, 3438 nt
Organism: Hyposmocoma kahamanoa
Lineage: Eukaryota; Metazoa; Arthropoda; Insecta; Lepidoptera; Cosmopterigidae
Product: mannosyl-oligosaccharide alpha-1,2-mannosidase IA-like
Exons: 10
Coding region: 1-1998 (665 amino acids)
Biological process (GO): N-glycan processing; carbohydrate metabolic process
Cellular component (GO): endoplasmic reticulum; Golgi membrane
Molecular function (GO): calcium ion binding; mannosyl-oligosaccharide 1,2-alpha-mannosidase activity
Source: RefSeq, a predicted model, not a curated record